AUGCUCUUAUUUAUAAAUCCCCUUUCGCACCACGGCAGCCGUUUUGAUCCGGGAGAAGGAGCUGAUCUCACGAAGCUUUCAUUUGCCCGUACUCGCCGCAACAUGGUAUUUCUCAAUGCUGGCCGACGAGACUGUCUUGAAAAAAUGAAACGGGGUGCUAUGGUUGGAGGGGCUAUCGGCGGGGCUGCAUGUGUUGUCUUUGGCACAUACGAAGCGGCCCAGAUCCGGGGUAUUCCUAUUUCCCAGAAGGCCGGCUUAGUGCUUCGGAAUUCCGUCGGCGGAAGUCUGCUCUUCGGUUUUUUCCUGGCCAUCGGAAGCGGAAUCCGGAGUUGCGGCUCAAGGGAACGGGUCUAGUUAAAACUUCAAUGGUUAUUCCUCUGUACAGCAUGUCGCUGAGGCAAGGUCAUUUGCACUACUUUCAAUCCUUCCCGAGUUGAACUCAGAAAUGCGCGAAACGCGUCCGCUUGCAUCCUGUAGUCUUGAGAAUUACAAGAAGAUCUAUCGGGUAGCCAGAUCGCCGAUCAAACACGGCUACACGAAAACUUCCAAGGACAGUUCUGCAAACAACAGUUUAUCGGCUAUUUAUCAAGCGGCUUCCGAGGUGGCCCGUGUUCUGAUAGCUUGUACACAAGUUCUUAAUUGGAUCUUUCUCUUCAUUA
Chondrus crispus (carragheen) is the source of this 659-nucleotide messenger RNA. RefSeq lists its product as hypothetical. The record is from RefSeq and is a predicted model, not a curated record. Lineage: Eukaryota; Rhodophyta; Florideophyceae; Gigartinales; Gigartinaceae. Gene Ontology annotation, cellular component: TIM23 mitochondrial import inner membrane translocase complex. Bases 1 to 354 code for a protein of 117 amino acids. The transcript is spliced from 4 exons. Gene Ontology annotation, biological process: protein insertion into mitochondrial inner membrane; protein import into mitochondrial matrix.